CUACAUUUCAGAUUUAGUGGCCACUCAAUGAAGAGAGAGAACCACACUCUCACCACUGAGUUUUCUCUCCAAGGUUUCUCCAGCUUCCAAGAGCACCAGCUCACUCUUUUUGUGGUGUUUCUUGCACUGUACAUCUUAACCCUAGCAGGUAAUAUAGUCAUCGUGACAAUUAUCCACAUUGAUCAUUAUCUCCACACUCCCAUGUACUUCUUCCUCAGCAUGCUGUCCACUUCGGAGACUAUAUACACAUUGGUCAUUCUCCCCAGGAUGCUGGCCAGCCUUGUGGGUGUGAGCCAGUCCAUCUCAAUGGCAGGUUGUGCCACACAGAUGUUCCUAUUUGUAACCUUUGGGAUCACUAACUGCUUCCUGCUGACAGCAAUGGGGUAUGACCGCUACGUGGCCAUUUGCAAUCCCCUGAGAUACACGGUCAUGAUGAACAAGAGGGUAUGCGUCCAGCUGGUGGGGGGGGCCUGCAGCAUUGGGCUGAUUGUGGCCAUGACACAGGUGUCAGCUGUGUUCAGGCUGCCCUUCUGUACCACAAAGGUGGCCCACUUCUUCUGUGACAUCCGCCCUGUGAUGAAGCUCUCCUGCAUCGACACCACUGUCAAUGAGAUCCUGACGCUGAUCAUCAGUGUUUUGGUGCUGGUGGUGCCGAUGGCUCUGGUUUUCAUCUCCUACGUCCUCAUCAUCUCCACCAUCCUCAAGAUCGCCUCAGCCGAGGGCCGGCAGAAAGCUUUUGCCACAUGUGCCUCCCACCUCACUGUGGUGGUUGUCCACUAUGGCUGUGCCUCCAUUGCCUACCUCAAGCCCAAGUCAGAGAACACCAUGGAUCAGGAUCAGCUGAUCUCAGUGACCUACACUGUCAUCACCCCCCUACUGAACCCUGUGGUGUACACCCUGAGGAACAAAGAGGUCAAGGAUGCUUUGUUGCGGGUCAUUGGCAGGAAGCUUUCCUGA
This is a messenger RNA of Phacochoerus africanus (Common warthog), 957 nucleotides long. Its product is annotated as olfactory receptor 10J1-like. Gene Ontology annotation, molecular function: G protein-coupled receptor activity; olfactory receptor activity. Gene Ontology annotation, biological process: G protein-coupled receptor signaling pathway. Gene Ontology annotation, cellular component: membrane. The record is from RefSeq and is a predicted model, not a curated record. Lineage: Eukaryota; Metazoa; Chordata; Mammalia; Artiodactyla; Suidae.